Molecule: messenger RNA, 2858 nt
Organism: Pelodiscus sinensis (Chinese soft-shelled turtle)
Lineage: Eukaryota; Metazoa; Chordata; Testudines; Trionychidae
Source: RefSeq, a predicted model, not a curated record
AAUGUGCAAUCCGGCUGAUGUCAUAGACCAGCCCCAAAGGAGUCUGAAUGCAACUCUGCUGUCCCCUGUGACUACCAGGGAGAUAUGAGAAGAAGGGGCGGGAGAAGAAUUGACUCCGGGCAGUUGUCUGUGUCUAGCCAGUUUUACUGUGACCCAGGGGAGAGUUUCUCUCAGUGUCUGCCUGAGGGAGAGAGCUGUGUGUCUGGCAGGAGGUUGCUGAAGGCCUGUCUCAGGCUCACAGGCGAGGCUGGAAUUCAUUCAAGGACAGGAGGCACUCAGAGAUCAGGACGAUGUUUCUGUGCAGCAGAUUCCUGUCUGGCUGAAACCGUGACUGAGGAUAUGAUCAAGUUUGUGGCGCUGCUGGACGGAGACCUAGUAAAGCUUGUGGAAGAGAAACCUGCUCAGGAAGAACUCCAUUUGUUGCAAAUAGUUCCAUGGAAUCAGUCCCAGUGUGUGGAGACUAGCUUGAACCAGCCAGGGUGGUCUAAGGGUUUGUUUGCGUGGAAGGCAGAGUUUUUGUCCAGUGCUUUGGGUGGGGAAGGGGCCUCUGAGCUUGCCGUAGCUGUGGAUAAUGCAGCUGUCUCACGGGUUAACUCUAAAUUGCAGCCCUCGAAAGAUUGCAAAGAACUGACCCAGUGUGCUCUCCUGGAUAAGAUCUGAGGUAUAAAUUGACCUGGGAACGGGACUGGUCCUUUAGGAUUGGAAGAACCUAUUCAAGACUGCUGAGAAACGGAAAUUGUAAGGCGGGAACUCUCAAGAAGAAGAGCAGGCCAGAGCUUGCAGGGACCUCUCCAGAGAAUUCUGAUGAAGUUUAAGAACAUAACAACAGACAUUCUAGGUCAGACCGUGUAGCUCACAGCCCUGUCUUCCGACUGUCAUGGGGGGUCUCCCCACGCAGGACUGGUAGCCAGGUAGGCCUGUUACCUGCACAGCCUGCCCCUGAAAGGAGAGCCAGGGCACUAGCUAGAGAUGGGGACUUUCUGAAGGCUCAGCAUGACUUGGAAUCCUGGGGGAAGAAAUGAAGAGAUGGCAUGCAAUGGGGGUGGGUGACGCUGGGCAGAAGAGGGAGGGUCUCUGGGCCUAGCUAUGUCAGAGGCAGUGAAGACGAUACCUGCCCCCUCCUACAGUUAGCCAUCUGGAGUUGGGGUGUCUGUGACAGGGCGUCCAGCGACACAGGCUGGAGGGGGAUAGGACUGAGCCCAUAGCCAGCACCUGGAGGAAGAGCCAGGGAGCAGUAAACUGAGUGCUAACAGGCUCAGGGAAGCUGGAAAUUUGCCCCGUAGAGACUGCCACUCAGAAACGGCGGUCACACCCUGCAUAGAGGGAGGAGUGUCUGGAGCGGAUUGAAGCAGACCUAGGAGCUGUAGGAAGCCAGGCAGGGCAGGCAGGUAGGGCGGGGGGAGGAAAGAACAGAGCUGCUCGGUUGAUGAUUGCCCCACCCAGCCUUGGGGAAGCGGCCCCAGCAGGGCAGCGAAUGAGCAGAGCCCUUGGGUCACUGUGGGAGGGAGAGAUUGGACGAGCCACACCCUCGCAGGAGAAGUGCUGCGGGACCGGGCUGUCGGGCACAGAACAGAGGAGAUUUGGUUCCCACAGUGGGCGAGGGGCUGCAGGGCAGAGUGAGAGAGAGGACAGGAGAGAGGGAGCGGCAGUGAACAAACCGUGGAGGAGAGGGGGGCCUGACGCGCUAACCCCCAGGCUGAGCGGUGGGAGGCGCCAGACAAGAGCCUCAUCUAUCCGAGAAAAAGCAAGAAUGAUGAAGUGGGUCAAAAUAGGGCUCGGGAUCACUUGUGUCUUUUUCCUGGCCUUUGUCUAUAAACGUUCCCAGCCGUCUGGCUGCAUCUACCCAUGCCAGCCGUGUGCUGAGCUAUUCCCAAUGCAAAAGGAUGACGUGAGUCAGAGCAGCGGCAUCAUCUUUGUGGAGACCACCGACCGUCUUGAGCCUCCUCCGUUGGUUUCAUGUUCUGUGGAAUCUGCUGCCAGGGCCUACCCCAACAGACCUGUUCGUUUCUUCAUGAAAGGUCUGAAAAAUAACACAUCGAUGGAUUCAGUUUCCACUUCCCCAGCCUUUGCUCUUCUGUCUGCGAUGAAGAAUGUCUUCCUUCUUCCUCUCGACAUGGAAACUGUUUUCCAGGACACACCUCUGCUCCCAUGGUAUCAUAAGGUAAAUCCAGCCCAGGAGAGGUACUGGCUGCAUGUCAGCGCUGACGGUAUCAGGCUUGCACUCAUCUGGAAAAACGGUGGGAUCUACAUGGACACCGAUGUCAUCUCCAUCAGGCCUAUUUCACUAGAAGACUUCCUGACAGCCGAGGAUUUCCGGUUAGCCGGCAAUGCGAUUUUUGGCUUUUCUCGCCAUCACAAGUUCAUAUGGGAUUGUAUGAAGGAUUUUGUUCAAAACUACAGAGGAGACAUUUGGGGCCACCAAGGGCCCGGCUUACUGACAAGGAGGCUCAAGGCGUUGUGCCCCGUAACCAAUUUCCAUAAAGUGGAGGAUAUAAACUGUCUGAACAUUUCCUACUUACAUCCUCAGCGUUACUACCCCAUCCCCUACGUACAAUGGAAUCGGUACUUCCAGGUCUGGGAGAAAAGCGUCGACUUCAACAACUCCUAUUCUCUGCAUCUGUGGAACUACAUGAACCGGCAACACAAGCGUGUGGUUGCAGGAAGUAACACCUUAGUGGAAAAUCUCUUCAAAACAUACUGCCCCACCACAUACAAGGUCCUUAUUCAAGGCCCAGAAGGCAGCAGUCCAUAGGUAAGAAAAGAAGAAUGAAUGAUGGCAUCUAGCAGAAGAAGGUGACUCUUCCAGCCCUCAUGGACCUGCAACUAAAUAAAUUGUGCAUCACAUGCAUCUCUUCUGA